Molecule: messenger RNA, 986 nt
Organism: Colias croceus (clouded yellow)
Lineage: Eukaryota; Metazoa; Arthropoda; Insecta; Lepidoptera; Pieridae
Exons: 4
Coding region: 187-426 (79 amino acids)
Source: RefSeq, a predicted model, not a curated record
ACUACCGGCCAUUCAUUACAAACAUCCAACGCGAAUCGCAAUGCAGUCGCGGCACUAGCAAUUCCAAAUUCAAAAUUAUCAAAACCGCGCGCCCGCGUUUUUCAAUUUUGACAACAGCUGUCAAUUUGCGCGCGACCAGUUCUUGUGUUUUUUUUUUUCACUAUUUAAACAGCCAAGCUAUACAGCAUGUCCCACAACUGCAAGUCAACAUACGCCACCGCGACGACGCGUGACGCUAACAACAACACCCUGUAUCAUGGUGGACCCACCCCAGGCUUCGGCAGUCGGGGAUACAACCCGCCAAACGUCAGCAGCAAUGGAAACUAUCAGCAAGUGACGGCGAAAGUGCUUUUCGGCAGCGUGACGGCGAUCAAUGACCUCAAACGGCAGGAGAAGACCGGGCGGGAUGAGCGGCGGAAGCACUAGCGACAUCUGACAAAGGAUUAUGCACAUGUGAUACAAAGAUACAAAUGGAAGCUAAGGAUAUGAUCUCGGAAAAGAGUUUUAUUGACAAUAUAGAUUGUUAUAAUUUACCUAGUUUAAAAAUAAUAGAUAUAUAUUAUUUUUAAUACAUAUAACGUUACGCUCCACUACAACGACAACAAAAACAAAUAAUUAUUACUUAGAAUUAUUUUAAAGUACUUAACGAUUUUCCAACGCAAUAUUAUUAAAAAAAAAAAUUCUCCAAUUCCAUUUUUAAAAAUCAUAUAAAUUUUAUGAGCUCACUCAUCUAUGUUCAAUAAAAUACGCAAAAACCUCUGUUUGGGAUGUUUUAAUGUGAAACUUAUUUUUUAUACCUAUCCUUUACCUAAUCAAAUUGUUGAAGGGUGACGAAUUUAUUCUCUUAAUUAAAUAAAAUAUAUUUACGUUAAAAAGGUAGAGUUAUAGAUGUAUUUUAGAAUUAUCGUAAUGUAACUUGUAAGUCAUAUAGGUAUUAGUUAAGUUUGUCAUUUUUGUACUUUUUUAAUAAAAUUGAAAUUAUUUUG